GGGGGUUGAGGGGAGGGUGUUGGGGGGGGGGGGCUUUUGCCAUUUUUUCCAUCUCUCUCCCUAUCCUUCUCCUCUCUCUCCAUCACCCUCUCUCUACCUCUCUCUCUCUUUUUUCUCUGCUCUCCUUUCUCAAAAAAGCCAUGACGGCGAUCCCGCGAUCCAUCUUCGCCUCCGCGCCAUCUUUGUAUUAUUUCUAAUUUAUUUUCUUUUUUUCCCUUUUUCUCGUGGAUGUCAAAGGCGUUGGAUGAAGACAUUCUUUGCCCCACUGGAGUCUCCUCUCUAACCCCGGCUCUCCCCGAUGUGAUCCGCGCUGAACGCCGCCGCCGCCGCCGCCAGCCACCAUGUCUCGCCGCAAGCAAGGCAAACCCCAGCACUUAAGCAAACGGGAUUUUUCGCCAGCCGAACCCCUCUCCUCGGCCGUCGUCUCGUCGGAGGAGUUGUCGGAGCGCUGCUCGGAGAACUCGGAAGAAAGCGGCAGCCUCAACGGGCACCACCACCCGGGCUCGGCCGUGGGCCGGCUGGCCCGGCUGGGUCACGACGCCCACGGCUCUCUGGAGCAGGACCUUCUGACCUGCGGCCAGUGCCAAGCCACCUUCCCCCUGGCGGACAUCCUGCUCUUCAUCGAGCACAAGAGGAAGCGAUGCCACGGGCCGCCCUGCCUGGCCGUUGGCCGGGGGCUGGACAAGCCCCCCUCGCCCUCCCCGGGCCUGGCCCUCACCCCGUCGCCUGCGUUUGGCUCCCUGCGCAGCCGGAGGCCCGUGGAAGUGGGCGUCCAGGCCACCAUGGCGGACGAUGACGACGACCGCUUCCUGUUGCCUCGGGGGAUUUGCCCCAAACAGGAGCCCCUCCCAGGUAAGGAGGAGCCGACCACCUAUACCUGCACUACAUGUAAGCAGUCGUACGGCAGUGCCUGGUUUUUGCUGCAGCAUGCCCAGAACACCCACGGCUUCCGUAUCUACCUGGAAAGUGAACAUGGUAGCCCUCUCACCCCACGAAUGCGUGGGCCAUCCUCCCUGGGUGGGGGUGCAGACUGCCCUUCUCAGCCUCCUCUUCACGGCCUCCAUCUGCCUCCUGAUGCAAGCCCCUUCAACCUACUCCGCAUCCCUGGCUCGGUCUCAGGUGGAAGGGACAGCGUGGGAGUAGGGGGUGGAAUUGGUGCCAUUGGAGCCAUUGGCGCAGUUGGUGGGGGCCAUCAUCAGCGUUUCCCUCCUACACCACCCCUCUUCAGCCCCCCUCCAAGAAACCACCUGGAACCCCACCACCUGAGUCCAGAGGAGCUGGCGCUGGCAGCCCACCACCCGAGUGCCUUUGACAGGGUGCUGCGCCUCAAUCCCCCUCUGCCCCUGGACCCCCCUCCGACAAUGGACUUCUCGCGGCGGCUGAGAGAGCUGGCAGGCAACACUGGGUCCACUCCCCCGCUUUCCCCCAGCCGGCCCAGCCCCAUGCAGCGCUUGCUCCAGCCAUUCCAGACAGGAGGAGGAAGCGGAAGUGGAGGUGGUGCAGGGGGCAGCAAACCUCCAUAUCUUGCCACCCCACCCCCUCUCCCAGGGUCCAUGCAGUCACCUGUUGGUUCUCAGACCACUCCUACUACCCCUCUUCCCUCAACGGGGGCAACACCAUCCUCCACCACCCCCUUGAAAUCAAAGUGUUGUGAGUUUUGUGGCAAGGCCUUCAAGUUUCAGAGUAAUCUAAUAGUGCACCGGCGCAGUCACACAGGGGAGAAGCCGUACAAAUGUCACCUGUGCGAUCAUGCUUGUACACAGGCUAGCAAACUGAAACGCCACAUGAAGACACAUAUGCACAAAUCCUCCUCGCCAAACACAGGCAAGUCAGAAGAUGGUCUCUCGGCAGCCUCCUCUCCGGAGCCUGGCACCAGCGAGCACUUGGGCAGUGCAAGCAAUGCCCUUAAGUCAGUGGUGGCCAAGCUGAAGAGUGAGAAUAACCGCAUGCUACGUGAAAAUGGGGAAGAGGAGGAGGAGGAAGAGGAGGAGGAAGAAGAAGAAGAGGAGGAGGAAGAGGAGGAGGAGGAGGAGGAAGAGGAGGGAGAGGAGGAAGAAGAGCAAAAUGGAGAAAGGGCAGCCAGAAGAAACAAUAGUUAUCACUUUGGUUUGAACCUUGAAGCAGCACGACAGCAUGAAAACAACGGUGGUAUAGGAAGCCGACUGGGUGGCGUUGCUGAUGAGGGGUCCAUCCCUCGCUCACUGCCUGAAGUGAUGCAGGGGAUGGGCCUAGCUGCUAGCAUGCAUCACUUCAGCGAAGCCCUCAGCGCACACAAACGAAACGCUAUGGCUCAGGAGAACCACCUGCAUCACCUCAACCAAGACCAUCACCACAAUCGUGAGAUGUGUGAUGGGGACUCUGUGUUGGAAACAGAUCGUGGGGCGGAGGGCUCUGUCUCGACAGUCAAUGGGCGAGGAGCAUCCCCUAACGAAUCUGCCUCUGUUGGCCUCUCUAAAAAACUACUUCUGGGUAGCCCCAGUCCACUCAGCCCUUUCUCCAAACGUAUCAAGCUGGAAAAGGAAUUUGACCUGCCCACUCCCACAAUCCCUAACACGGAGAACGUCUACUCCCAGUGGCUGGCUGGCUACGCCGCCUCCCGACAACUCAAGGACCCUUUUCUGAACUUUGGGGAUUCCAGACAAUCGCCCUUCGCCUCUUCCUCUGAGCAUUCUUCAGAGAAUGGUAGUCUGCGUUUCUCGACCCCUCCGGGGGAACUGGACGGUGGGAUGUCAGGCCGCAGUGGUACAGGCAGUGGGGGCAGCACACCACACCUCGGGGGUCAUGGGCGACCCAACUCCAAGGACGGCCGUAGGAGUGAUACUUGUGAGUAUUGUGGCAAGGUGUUUAAGAACUGCAGUAACCUGACAGUGCACCGGCGCAGCCACACAGGGGAGAGACCAUACAAGUGUGAUCUGUGCAAUUAUGCUUGUGCCCAGAGCUCCAAACUUACUCGCCACAUGAAGACCCACGGUCAGGUGGGCAAAGACGUGUACAAGUGUGAAAUUUGUAAGAUGCCCUUCAGUGUCUACAGCACCUUGGAGAAACACAUGAAAAAAUGGCACAGUGACCGUUCUUCGAGUACCGAAAUCAAAUCAGAGUAGAAGGCCGAACUAUGGGACCUUUUCCCCGCAGCUACAGUAUGUCCACCAUUCGUCCCCUGUUUAUUCCCAGCCCCUUGUAGAUUUGCCCCAACCCUAACACUCCACUUUCACCAGUCUGGUGGAAGCUUAAGACCAUGUGCUCUGCACCAGCACACCCCGUUUCCAUUACCCAUUGAAUGCAUGAUCUGUAUCGGGGCAAUACUCUUGCAUUGACGCAAAACUUCGAGCCUUUCUCUUGUGCAAUAAUUUACAUGUUGUGUACUAUUUUCCUUUUUGAGUUUUCCUUUUCCAUUUUUAAGAAUUAGUCAGCAUGCAUAGUAUGUUUUUGCUAAUCAAAAAAAGAAAAGAACUUGUCCCUGGUUGGUUAGUUGUUGAGUAAAUGUGUUGCUGUUUUUCUCUUGUUCUGUUUUUUUCUUUUUAUUCUUCAAAAAGAGAAAAGACAAGAAAGAUACAUCCAUGCUGCAUACAUUCUGUAACACAUAUCAUGUACAGUUUUGUUUUGUAACAUGGAAAGUGAACAGUCUGUGACUUGACCCCCUCCUCUUACAACCCUGGAAAUGCACUCAUCCUGAUCUUUCUAAAAGACGGCAUGUUCACACAGGGUUACAAAAAAAUCAUGCAUUGGCUUGAUGACUAAACUGAAAGUAACGACAAACAAAUUUCUUUCAAAAAGACAUGGGUGUGCUAAGAAGUCAAUUUGUACUAUCAUUUGGUAGAAACAGAAAGAGUGCCUUUGAUAUCUCAAGACUGCAUUGGCCAUAAUCUUAUCUGGUAUAAGUUUGGGGUCACGUUAGAUAACGCUAAAAGGUUCAAGCCACCCAGGAAAGGUCCUUGCAUCAAGCACCUGACUGCUCAAAUGGAUUGUGACAACUCAUGAUGAAGGAUGAGAGAGUUCUCGUUAAUCAUCAUUUAGCUACCUAUUACAUGUUCAAUAGGCUAUCUUUAUUAUGUGGAUUUCAUGGCAAGCAUGGUACAAGCAGUAUUGUGUAUAUCAGAAUUAUUUGUAGUUUUGUUUCUGGUAAGGAGGUACUUUUGAGAUAAAGGUAAUCUGUAAUGUACAAUCCUGAAUUUGAGGGUUACAGCGCAUGGCUGAGAAGUGUCAAUGUAUCUGCGUUAGCACAAACCUAGAACGCUGUUUCGAUAUGUCAGUGUGUGGAACAAUGCAUAAAGUAAUAUAUCAGCUCCAAUCAAGAUUAACUUCGUUUGAGAGCAUUGAAAUAACUACAAGCUAGACAGACAGAAAGCUACACAGAACUGGAAGCAUUAUAUAAAGGGAUCAGAGGCAAUCUGUUUAACUUUACAUUUCUAAUAUCAAAACAGGGUCAUUACCAAGAAUUGCAAAAAAGAAAGAAAGAAAGAGUUGCAAAAAAACAUCUGUAGUCCAGGGCUCUUGAAAAGAGUGAAUGCGAUAAUUUUAAUCAGCAGGGCACUUUUCAAUCCAAAAGGAAUUUUUAUUUUCCUUAUCGAGUUUCAUUCAAGCUGUUCACAGUAUAGCACUUGUCACUCUGCCUGAGAGUAAGUACCAACAUCUCUCUUGCAUUUUCCCCACACUGAUGCAAUGUUGGUACAUGGGUUGAGUCCAAAAGCUACAUUGUCAUUUAUAGGGCAUGAAGUGCACUCUUUCAAUUUUUCCCAGUUUACAAGUUUACGCUGAAGGGGAAAACAUUGUUGAGAUGCUGUUAGAUGACAAGGGUCCCAUUGUUAAAAGCAGUAAAAGAUGAGACACAUAAUCUGUUGCCAGCAAAACCCACCUCAUGAACCUUAACCUUUGUACCCCUGCCGUUCCACCUUUGACCAUUUGUCAAUUUGUUACCCCUAGAAACCCCAGUGCUUGGCCUGGGCUGAACAUUCACCCUGUCUGCAAGGUCUGUAAAUGAAAAGGUUUGACGUUGAGUUACAUAUGUAACCAGAGUCUCUACACAUUCACAGAAUUGACUCCUUCUCAUUGGCUACAAAGCACCUUUUAUCAAGGAGCUGUCAUCUACCCCUGAAUAAUCUACAGACCUUGCUGGCUUCACAACAGACACUCAAAUCUCGUUGCUCACACUGCGAUAAUCUGUUUUUGUAUAAAUCUUCCUUUAAUUAUAGAUAUGAAAAUAAACGUUUUUGCAAAUAACACUUCACUAUCUUUUAGGGGGGAAACUGUAUUUAAGUUUUGUUGUCGUUUCUCUUUUCCUCAGUGUCUUGGUGGUGUUCAAGACUCCGAUCACAGUAUAUAUGAAAUGAUAAGAAAGAAAAUAGACGAAAAAAAAAAUAAAUCCUGUGAUUGUUUUGUAUUUUAUUUUGCCUUGGCUCUUCACAGCUCUUCAGGUUGAAAUACAAUUUGCAUUGGGGAAAGGAUUAAGAUUAUAUAUGGAUAUAUAAUAAAGAACUUAAAAUAUAGGAAAAUGCACACUCAUGUCGAUUCCUAUGCUUAAACACAUUUAUGGUCUACUUUUUCUGUAUUUCUAGAAUUGUAUUUGAAUUCAAUGUUCACUUAGAGUAGGCACUAUAGUAUUUAUAUUGAGGCUCGUAUUUUUAACUGUUGCUUGUUCUCUCUAAAGGUAUUUACCAUACCUUUUUUUGGUAGUGGAAAAAAAAAUCCCAAGCUGCCACGGUAUAUUUUUUUAAUUUGGCAGGAUAAUAUAGUGCGAAUUAUUUGUAUGUUUAAAGAAAUAAAAGGAAAAACCCCAUAAAAAGCAGCUAAAGUAUGUGGCAUUGGGAGGCGUCACGGGCCAUCAGAUGGCCGCCGCUCUGUUUCCUGUCCACAGAGGUGGUUGUACAUAUCUUCUUUGGUUUUUGGUUCGGACCCCUCACCCCCCCUCCCCCCUCCCCCCUCUGCUGCCAUUCUUGUAUGCAGUAAUGCAAGCUGACGUCGGCCUGUUCUGUUGUGUGCUUCUGUCUCUCUCACCCCUCCCACCUGACUACAUUCCAACAUCAAGAAGAGAGGAAAAAAAGAAAAAAAAAAAAAAAACUUCAUAUGCAGUAAAUGGAUUACGAGAAAAAAAAGCGUCAAAAUAAAUACAUUUAAAAAGAAACUAAAUGUUUUGCAGUUUUUUUUCAUUGCCAAAUACUAAAUGGUGCUUUAUAUUUUAGAUUGGGUAUACUUUCAUAUGCAAAGCAUAUUUAAAAAAAAUGACCUGGGGGACGUGGAGAAGCCUGCUUAAGUUGAGACUUUUUUGUAAAUGGCAAUGCGGAAUAUUUUGUUAUCAGCCUUUUCUAUUCCUAUUCUGAGAGCUGUAUGUUGUAACUUGAACUUGAACUUUAUCUUUUACUACGGGAGUUACUAUUUAUUAUUACCUUUAUGCUCUGUUCAAAACGGAGACAUGGAAUGGAUCCUUAUUCUUGGUUUAUUUUUUUAUUUUUUUUCAUUUUUGGUUAUGAUAUCAUUUGGACUUAUUUUUCUUUUUGUAACGGUGGCCUAUGGUCAUUGGACAAACCUAGCUCUUUCAUUUCUGUUGUACUUUCUGGGGUCUCUGUUCAGUUGUAUUGGGAAAACCACUGUCUGUGUUUUCUGGCAGAUGUCUGCAUAAUCCUGUUCACACACCCAUUUUGUCCCUUUAUCGAAAAACAAUUAAUAAAAAAAAUGAAAGUA
Molecule: messenger RNA, 6675 nt
Organism: Etheostoma spectabile (orangethroat darter)
Lineage: Eukaryota; Metazoa; Chordata; Actinopteri; Perciformes; Percidae
Gene: bcl11aa
Product: BCL11 transcription factor A a
Exons: 3
Coding region: 342-3101 (919 amino acids)
Biological process (GO): regulation of transcription by RNA polymerase II; negative regulation of dendrite development
Cellular component (GO): nucleus
Molecular function (GO): DNA-binding transcription factor activity; RNA polymerase II cis-regulatory region sequence-specific DNA binding
Source: RefSeq, a predicted model, not a curated record